AUGACGCUGGAGGAUUUCGAGAAAUCCCUUGCGGAGGAGCGUGAACGGGAAAGCCGGCGCGAGAGGAGCGACAAAGACAGGCACCGUCACCGGCAUCACGACCGCGACCGCGACCGAGACCGAGACCACCGCCGAGAUCGAGACCGCAGCAGAGAGCAUCGGCAUCGACAUCGCUCUCACCAUCACCGUUCGCGCUCUCGCGAAAGGGAAUCAGACAGAAAUAGCGAAUCGCGCAGAGAUGAUGGCCACCGCCAUAAACGCUCACGCCAUUCCUCUGAUCAUGGCGACGAUCGAGACCACCAUAAACGUCGGCACAGGGACGAGGAAAAACGGGAGGACGAGCCAACCCCUGUUGCGGAGAUUACGCAAGAGGAGCCUACGAAGCUAAAGAGAGAUGCGUGGAUGGAAGCUCCGUCCGCAUUGGAUAUUGACUAUGUCCAACGGCGCGAAAAGACUCGUCUCGAGGAGGAGCCGAAACCGCGCAUGUUGCAGGCAGACUUUGAGCUUAAGAUCCACAACAGGGAGCUGAAUACCCACUUGCGCGAUCUGAAAGAAGGGAAGGUGCUAGAGGAGAUUGAGCAGGAACCGGCCGAACAUAAAGUGGACUACACCUUUGGCGACGCGGGAUCGGGCUGGAGAAUGACCAAGCUCAAAGGCGUGUAUCGAGAGGCGAAGGAAAGCGGUCGAUCUGAGGAGGAGGUUGCCAUUGAGCGCUUUGGGGAUCUGCGCUCUUUUGACGAUGCCCGUGAAGAGGAAGCGGAACUGGAUCGCCGUGAAACGUAUGGCGAGGGCUAUGUCGGAAAGGAGAAGCCCACGGGCGAACUAUUCCGGGAGCGAAAACAGGAAGAAAAUGUACAUCACGAUCCGCAUGAACAUCUUCGCGACCCUGAAAAGGAGUACGGCGCUCGUGGACAGGGCCAGCCGAUGGAGACGGAGCCCCCUGUUCGGACCACACAGCAUCUUGAUCUCACGGCCUUGAACAAACUCAAGGCGCAAAUGAUGCGAGCCAAGCUGAAAGGCGCACCGGAUGCCGCAGAGCUUGAGGAGCAAUACAAUGCCGCCGCGGCCGCAAUGGCUAAUCGGAAAGAGCCGGACGUGAUGGUGCUCGGCGUGAUGGAGAACAGGAUGCUUGCUGGGAAGCGGAAUGAAGUGAAAGCUAUACAGAACAAACGCGGUUUGGAACGAGGCAAGGUGGAAGAAAAUGAGGACAUGACAAUCGCGGAUAUGGUCCAGGAGGAGCGCCGGAGUCGCGGCCAGUUCGGCGGAGAAGGACGGCGCCUCGCUGAGAGGAUUGCAAAGGACGGCAAGUUCGAAAAUGAUCUCGAGUACAUGGACGACAAUGCCUCCAAACUGGCCCGCCGCGUCCACAAAUCCGAAAUCGACCUCAAGAACACCACGAUCAAUGAGCUGCACAAGAUGAACAAGAUCCUAGACAACUGCCCGCUAUGCCACCACGAAGACACCAAUACGCCUCCAGUCGCCCCAGUUGUAUCACUAGCCACAAGAGUCUACCUAACACUCCCAACCGAGCCCGAACUCAGCUCCGGCAGCGCCACAAUCGUGCCCAUCCAGCACCGCACCAACCUUUUAGAAUGCGACGACGACGAAUGGGAGGAGAUCCGCAACUUCAUGAAGAGCCUCACCCGCAUGUACCACGAUCAAGGCCGCGACGUCAUCUUCUACGAAAACGCCGCGGCGCCCCACCGCAAGCGCCACGCUUCCAUGGAAGCCGUGCCUCUUCCCUACAGCCUUGGAGAGACAUCGCCGGCCUUCUUCAAGGAAGCCAUCCUCUCCGCGGAUGAAGAGUGGACGCAGCAUCGCAAGCUCAUCGAUACACUGGCCAAGUCCAAGCAGGGUCUAGGUCGGAAUGCCUUCCGCCGCUCUCUCGCCAAAGAGAUGCCCUACUUCCACGUGUGGUUCCAGCUUGAUGGCGGGUUGGGCCAUGUUGUUGAAGAUGCCAACCGGUGGCCAAAGGGUGAUCUCUUUGCGCGGGAGGUCAUCGGAGGCAUGCUGGACGUUGGCCCGGAGAUCAUUAAGAAACAGGGACGCUGGACGAGAGGAGGAGACCGGCGCGUUGGCGGGUUCCAGAGCCGGUGGAGGAAGUUUGACUGGACAAGGGUGCUUGUUGAGGGGUGA
Molecule: messenger RNA, 2136 nt
Organism: Aspergillus mulundensis
Lineage: Eukaryota; Fungi; Ascomycota; Eurotiomycetes; Eurotiales; Aspergillaceae
Product: putative cell cycle control protein (Cwf19)
Exons: 2
Coding region: 1-2136 (711 amino acids)
Biological process (GO): mRNA splicing, via spliceosome
Cellular component (GO): post-mRNA release spliceosomal complex
Source: RefSeq, a predicted model, not a curated record